AUGUCUACAACCAAUACAACUUCUCCCAGUGCUGUUUCCUCUCCUCUAUCUUACUCUGCUGUUCUUCAGCAACCCCCUCUUCCAUCCACCUCACUUAUUAAAGUUAUUCCCACGACCGUUCCAUUAGUCAAUCCCGACGGCUCGUUUACCAUAUUCUCUUGGAAAAACACCAAGUCGUCGCUUACUAACAAACCUUUUGUAGGUCGUGUCCCCCCUGACACGUCCUCUCCUAACAGUCUUUUUAUUGAUCGUAAAGCAAACAACAUAUCUGAUAAUGCUAUCAAAUCUUUUUUCCGUAAUGAUCUCCUUGGUGUUGCCUUUUUUCCGGCUGAUCGCUUUCUCCAACUCACUUUCAAUGAUACUACUACUUAUGAAAAAUAUCUCUCCUUAACCUCUGUCAUUAUCAAUGACAAACGCAUUUACUUUACACCACCCAAAUCUGUCCCUAGACGUUCUAUUGUAGUUCACUUACAUGGUUUACCCAUAAUGCCACGUGAUACGAUCAAUAAUGCAAUCACAAAUGCUCUUUCCCCUCAUUGUACUGUUAAAGAAAUUGCUCCUGUCCUAAUCUCUGAUACCAAUCUCUUAACUCCAAAAUGGGAUGCAGUUGUUGAACUCAUUCCAGACAAGGAAAUCCCAGUACACCUAACAAUUCUCAAUUCUUCAGUUGCUCUUACAUUCUUGAAUUCUGCAUCAAUUUGCCUCUACUGCCAUAAACAAGACCACAUGAAUAGCAAUUGUCCUCUCCGUCCUCAUCCACGUCCUAACCCAAGAAAAACUUAUGCAUUUACUAGCUCUCAAAAUCAAUCAAAUACUAACACUAAUACUAACCUUAAUGUCUCUCAAGCAACUAUGAAUAUUGAUCCUCAUUCUUCUACUACUAAUGUAACAUCAUUGUCACAAAAUUCCCUUCAAUCUUCCAUUCAUGCUCCUAAGAUCCCAGAAAUGCUAAAUGAAUCUGAUAAAAAAGAUUACAUUGAUAAUGAUCUUUCCUCUUCUUCCUCAUUCUCAAAUACAUCUGAUAAUAAUAAUGUCAAUAUUAAUACCAAUAGUUCCUCACAAGACAACUCCAUGGAUAUUGAAACUGACAAUAAUGAUGAUAAUAAUACAGAUACUCAAACUUAUGAAGUUGUUACUAAUCAUCAUUCUAAACUUCGCAGUAGUAGUAGAUAUACUAACUCUCAUGCUUCUCUCUCCUCCCCAUACCCUACUAAUACUAAUCGUUCUCCCCAAAACAAACAGUAA
Paraglomus occultum is the source of this 1245-nucleotide messenger RNA. The record is from the annotation of a GenBank genome assembly. Lineage: Eukaryota; Fungi; Glomeromycota; Glomeromycetes; Paraglomerales; Paraglomeraceae.